AUGGGCGCGCGGGCAGUUGGGUCGCUUUAAAUGGCCGGGAAGGUGACGCCCCUCUGCCCACUCAGACGCACGCCCUGCACCCACCCCGCCGCACAAGAGGUUCGUCUCUGUUCUUCUCCCUUCUCUUGCUACUUAUUCUAGAGUUAGUAUCAUUGGUUGAAGAGAACGAAGAACUGAAGGGCGGAGAUGGGGCGGGAAGCAGCGCUGCGGACGAGCCUAGUGGCGCUGGCCGCGGUCAUGGCCGUCGUCGGGAUCUGGACUUUCUCCCCCAAGAAGGCGCUGGUCACCUACGCCUUCGGGAUCGUCGGCAUCGCCGGGUUCCUCUUGCCCGACUGGGAGUACUUCGACCGGGACCUCUCGCAGUGGUUCAUGCCCAUGCCCGCUCGGAGAACCGCCGCCGCAGCCGACCGGGCCCCCGGCAGCUCGAGAUUUCACUUAUGUUCCCUGAGAGUGUUAGUAAUGAGCCUGACCUAUGGCUUUGGUUUAUACAAGUGGUGGAUGUUCAUAUCAAGCUAGUCUCUUUGGCCUCAUGAGGCUGUCUACAAUGACAACUAUUGUCUUUUGCCAGACAAUGCGAAAGUCCCUCUAUGACAUGGUUUCUUAUUCUUUGGUUAAACAGGAGUAUCUUUGAAUCAGGCUAUGUUGCUCUUAUCAUAUUCAACAAUGUUAUUUGCAAGAGUAGCUUCACAUCAUGGCAGAAGCAUCCUUGUUCUUGAGCCAAUGAAGGACUUGUGUCACUCCAGCCAACAAAUCAGCAGCAUCCCUCCUCUGUAUAUGCCAAUUUGUAAAGAACUUGUGGAAGGCAUUAUCUGGAUUUAGUAUUUCUUAUUGUCUAAUGAUGAUUUAGAUAAUAAUGAUGGUAAAUUUUAUAA
This is a messenger RNA of Musa acuminata AAA Group (dessert banana), 872 nucleotides long. Its product is annotated as signal peptidase complex-like protein DTM1. The record is from RefSeq and is a predicted model, not a curated record. Lineage: Eukaryota; Viridiplantae; Streptophyta; Magnoliopsida; Zingiberales; Musaceae. Gene Ontology annotation, cellular component: endoplasmic reticulum membrane. The transcript is spliced from 2 exons. The coding region runs from base 187 to 516 and encodes 109 amino acids. Gene Ontology annotation, biological process: anther wall tapetum development.